Molecule: messenger RNA, 2247 nt
Organism: Aspergillus ibericus CBS 121593
Lineage: Eukaryota; Fungi; Ascomycota; Eurotiomycetes; Eurotiales; Aspergillaceae
Product: Zn(II)2Cys6 transcription factor
Exons: 2
Coding region: 1-2247 (748 amino acids)
Biological process (GO): DNA-templated transcription; positive regulation of transcription from RNA polymerase II promoter by galactose
Cellular component (GO): nucleus
Molecular function (GO): RNA polymerase II cis-regulatory region sequence-specific DNA binding; zinc ion binding; DNA-binding transcription factor activity, RNA polymerase II-specific
Source: RefSeq, a predicted model, not a curated record
AUGCCCACCAAUGCUUUCUUUGCGGAGGCGGGGCCAGGACCAACCGAGAAUCAACCUCCUGCCAAACGAGUUCGCAAGCAGGUUUCGCGCGCUUGUGAACGGUGUCGCAUCCGGAGAAUCAAAUGCGACAAUGAGCGACCGUGUAGACCAUGUCUCCAGAGAAACGAUUCAUGCGACCAAGGCGGACAAGAUGAACUGAAGACCUUUCCACAAGCACUGAGAGAGAUCGACCGUCUGAGGCAGCGAGUGAAGGAACUUGAAGCGGAAUUGUCGGUCUACAGACAUCGGCUGGCGCCAGAAACACCCAUUGUCUCCACAGCAAGCUCAUCACCUGGCCAUGCUCCCGUCACCGAUGGGAGCCCUGCCCCUUCUACCUACGCUACCACGGUUCAGGGUCGCGAAGGGGGCCAGGAAAACUCUCGGCAAUCUAUGCACCCAAAUACCCAGCCUCAUAAAUCGUGGGGUGGCAUUCAGGUCGUCGCCGCGAACCCUGCCAAUCAAGCAUGGUACGGACCAUCGUCACUAUUCUACUUCAUUGACCGUAUGGCGAAAUUCUUGAAUGUCAGCCUGGACCAGAAGCACUCCACAGAACAAAUCUCCCUUUACAGCUCCACAAGGGCCCUUCUCGGCGAGUUUCCCGGGACUGACUCACAACGGGAUGGUAUAGUCACUGAAGAAUCUCCAACUCCAGUAGCAUCACCGGUGUAUUUAAGUUUAACCCAGGAAGAGUAUUUCCUCGACUUGUACUGGAGUUCGUAUCACGCGGGUCUCGUCCCGAUCCUAAACGAAGCUGAAUUUAGGGAGCAUUAUCGAUCAUUGUGGAUCACAGCAGCUAACACGCGGAAGCCAUCAGCGCUUGCUGAUAUCGUGGUGGCAGUGAGCAUGCAGCUUGGCAUGUCAAUGCUACCGUCGACAAAACAAAAGGAAAUGGGCUCCGUCGACGCCACUUUGGCGGGACAAUGGUAUUUCCAACGCUGUCGGACUCUUGUGUCAUACGAGCUCGAGAGCCCGACCCUGGCCACGGUACAAGCCCUUCUCCUGUGUGCCGUCUAUGUUUGCUCCGGUGCCUUUCAUAAUAUGGCAGACAAUGUUGCUGCUCAGGCUGCUCGAGCCGCGUAUACCCUUGGUCUUCAUCAUGACCCGCCUGACACAUUGUCACGGUCGGAGCGUGAGCUUCGGCGGCGGUUGUGGUCGGCGCUCCUAGUUAUGGAUACUAAGAUUGGGUUAAAGCUCGGUCGUCCACUUCAGUUUUAUCAUUCCCAGAACAGCCCCAUGUUGCCAGACGACCAGUUCCAGAGUGCAGUGGAGGCUGGAUCAAAUUACUCCCCUUUGAGUGAUACUGUAACCUGGCUGAGCUUUAACUUGCAAAAUACUAAGCUUUUCCUGGUUGCGCGAGCAGCUCAGACGGCCUUUUACAGCAAAGAGUUGAACCUGCAUGACAACCAGUCCGUGUGGGACAACCCACCGGUCCUCGAAUCUCUUGCAGAAUCCCUACACCCUUUUGUUCAAGGCCUGGAACAAUGGGUCGCUGAUGUUCCGGGCGCUCUAAGAAUGAAUGGACAGAGUACCGGCACAUCCUUUUCCACAGAUCGAGCCAAGCUUGAGAUUGAGCAAUUCGCACCUGUAUGGGUGCAACGGCAACGCUUGCACCUGGAACUGACGUACCAUUACAUAUGCUGUGCCUUGUAUCGUCCAUUGAUCUCGUUCAGCUCUGCCUCUGCUCCGACUGCGGUCCAAUUUGCGGAGAAAAGCGCACUGCACGCAAUCGCCUUGACGGAUAUCACGCUUCAAGCCCUUAGCACCACAUCCGUACUGGCCGGCUGGCACGAAGCAUUCCAAUGGCAAUGGAGCGCAGCCAUAACCCUUGUGGGGUUCGUCCUUGCGUACCCAGAUGGUCCCUCUACUGCGGUGGCCAAGCGAGCGAUCGAUACCUCCAUAGCCGUGCUUGAGAUAUUUGGCGAGAGUUUCCUCAUUGGAUCCAAAGCCGCCGAUACCAUGCGAAGUCUUCUUGCUAAUAUUAACAUGCUACAGAACCGCCAAACAGCGGCUGGCGUUUACGUGCCUGACAUGACACCCGACGACCUGAGCUCUGGAGUUGACGGCUUCAUGGAUACUGGGACUUUCAACUUGGACGAAAUAACAUCGGGACCUGUGCAAGACAUAUUCCAGGUCGCCUUGUCUAUCGACCAGUGGAGUUAUUUUGAUACCCUAUGGGCUUCGGAAAAUGAAUUUAUUAGCGCACAUUGA